Molecule: messenger RNA, 1484 nt
Organism: Microplitis mediator
Lineage: Eukaryota; Metazoa; Arthropoda; Insecta; Hymenoptera; Braconidae
Product: mitochondrial ornithine transporter 1
Exons: 5
Coding region: 224-1150 (308 amino acids)
Biological process (GO): mitochondrial L-ornithine transmembrane transport
Molecular function (GO): L-ornithine transmembrane transporter activity
Source: RefSeq, a predicted model, not a curated record
CACGAUGUGAAAGUUUAACUGAUGGUGGGGGUAUGUGUACCAUGUGUCCAUGUGUUCUGAUGUAAUCUGGAGAUUCUUAGAUUCUUUGCCCGGACAGUAGAUCAUUUAGCAAUCAGAGCUCGGUUACUUCUACCCAAAUUAUUUGAAUAUAAGCCGACAAAUUUAUAUACUAAAUUAUUAAAUUAAUUAAAUAAUAAUAAGUAAAUAGUAAUUACUGUACAAAAUGGCUUUAGAACCGCUCGGAUUUCAAACAAAUAAAUUUCAACACCUCAAGACAGGAUUCAUUGAUUUUACUGCCGGGUCUUUGGGUGGAAUUGCAUUGGUUUAUGUAGGGCAGCCUCUGGAUACUGUCAAAGUUAAAAUGCAAACAUUCCCUGAUAUGUAUAAGGGCAUGGUCGAUUGUUUCACAAAGACAUUCAAAGCUGAUGGUCUUGCUAGAGGAUUGUAUGCAGGAACAGUUCCAGCAAUUGUGGCAAAUGUUGCUGAAAACUCAGUAUUAUUUGCUGCUUAUGGCGGUUGCCAGACGGCUAUAGCACGACUUACUGGAAAACCGGAUAUCAAAAGUUUGAAUUCUUUUGAUAAUGCCUGUGCUGGUUUUUUCGCUGCAUUUUUUUCUUCUUUAACACUCUGUCCAACUGAGCUCGUUAAAUGUCGGCUGCAAGCUAUGAGAGAAGUCCAGUCACAGCAGGGUAUUGUGACACGUCACAUUGGGCCUUGGACAUUAACUAAAUCAAUUCUAAAUGAAAAUGGAAUAUUGGGACUAUUCCGAGGACUUUCAUCAACAAUAGCAAGAGAAAUGCCCGGUUACUUUUUUUUCUUCGGUGGGUAUGAACUCACAAGAGGAUUUUUAGCUAAACCGGGACAGAGUCGUGAUGAAAUCGGUGCUCUAAAGACGAUGGCUGCUGGUGCCGUUGGUGGGACAGUACUUUGGCUGGUUAUUUUUCCUGCUGACGUUGUUAAAAGCCGCAUUCAAGUACAAAAUUUAAAUGAACCAGCAUUGAGUAUAAUGAAAGAAAUAGUCCGGAAUGAAGGCAUAUCAGCGCUUUACAACGGCCUAAAACCAACUCUCGUACGAACAGUACCAGCAACUGCAACUCUUUUUGUGACAUAUGAAUACACAAAAAAAACACUACAUUCACUUCUCGAUUAACACUAAGACUAUGUAGUUACUGCUAUUUUUUUUUAUUAUUUAUUUUUAUUAAAAUAAAAAAAAGAAAUCAAAUAACUCUACUUAAAAUGAGAAAUAAAAAAAAAAAAAAACAAAUACCUCUACUAUAUAUAAAAACGAACGUUCAACAAUACAAUGUCUUCCUAGCAUUUAUAGAUAAUUAUUAUUAUAAAAACAUUAUCACUAUCUAUUUCACAAAGUCAAAGAUUAAGGUUUUAAAAUGAUAAUACAUUUAUACAUGCGUUAUUUAGACAUAAAUUUAUGAUGUUGAUAUUUUAUUAACACCAUGUUGUAAUAAACACUCUCUUAUAUAAUU